CUACAACCACCAGACGACGGGCGGCCUCAGUGAGGCGGCGAAGCAAAGCUGCUGCUCGGCCUCAAGAUGGCUUUGGCGUCGUCAGUACCUUCAUCGGCUUCGCGUUCGCACUUGCAGCGUUCCGCCGAUGCGCGCACGUACAGGACACGGCGCUCACUGGUACGGAAGGCACCAAGGCGUAUACGGCAGAGGAGAUGCGCUGGUACGGCAUCGGCAUCGAGGUCGACGGUAAGGUCACAGAAGGACCGCAGCGCGACAUCGAGGCCCAGCACCGCGUUCUCUCUCACCCACGGUCGCUGCUCAGUUCCUUGGCUAGCCCGCGCCUCCCGCAGAGCGAGUUCAUGGGCAAGAUCCGUUCGACGGCGCGCAUCGUCAGCGACAAGUACAAGCGAUCCCUUGGCAAGCGUCCGCGGAGGCUCGUCAUCGGCAAGCCGACGCUCGUGGCCACGACGGAUCACCGAGUGAGUGCGAGGAUGGGUGUACCGCCUGUGGCGAGUCACCCGGCGCCGAUACCGUUCGAGGACAUGAACCUGAGCCACUAUGCACCGAGCGGGAUUCGAGCAUCGCGGGUCAACUACUCAACUCGCGAUAAUGCAAGCGCAGCUCCGUCGAUUCGGUCAUCUUCCACAAGCAAUGGCUCCAUCCGCACACACGAGGUCGAAGCUGUCGUGCAUACCGCCGCGCGUGCGACGAGUGUGCGUUCAGGUUAUUCGGCUGCCUCCGCUGACGGUCAGAAGACUCCGGACAUGAAUCGCCCGCGCUUGGUGCCCUUCACGAGUGCGAGUCGUGUCCCCGUGCCUAAGCUUCCGUCGCCGUCGACCUGGACUCGCCUGUGCUCGACGAAGCGUGUGGCGAGCCAGAUGGCUAAGAUCAUCCGAGGUGCUGCAGGCAUGGAGAAGAGGGCUCCUGUCAACGACAAAGUGCACUACGUGCAUGCGCUCGGCGACGACACGCAGAGUGCGGCAAGUGGGUCUAUCGGCAAUUCUCCCACUGGGACCUUCUCCGUCGAGUCCUCGCAGCACGGACAUGAUGCGGCUCGAUGCGAGAUGCUCGCGCGCACGGGCGAGCAAUUCAAGUUCCGUGUGCCCGUUUCCUACAGCGCUGGUUCGCCGCUCACCUCCGCUCGAGCUCUCCCGCAAGCAGAAGACCCUCGAGGCGCGGCUCAUGAAGGCAAGCCGCUCCACGGUUCGUGAAGACGGACCUAACGCGAUCGCGAGCAGCGCGCCGGUCGGAAGCGCGUGGUGGAGUUUUGGGGCACGCCCACCAGCAAGGACACGAGCGAACUCAACGUGGCAUUAUGAGAAGGAGACCGAGAGGUGCGUGGGGCGAGUGAUCAUCCAGAUUGUAGAGAGGAGCUCGUGAGCGAACUGGG
Molecule: messenger RNA, 1372 nt
Organism: Fomitopsis serialis
Lineage: Eukaryota; Fungi; Basidiomycota; Agaricomycetes; Polyporales; Fomitopsidaceae
Exons: 9
Coding region: 195-1193 (332 amino acids)
Source: RefSeq, a predicted model, not a curated record